Messenger RNA from Amphimedon queenslandica, 1308 nucleotides. Its product is annotated as protein OSCP1-like. NCBI's taxonomy places the organism in Eukaryota, Metazoa, Porifera, Demospongiae, Haplosclerida, Niphatidae. The record is from RefSeq and is a predicted model, not a curated record. Gene Ontology annotation, biological process: transport. Gene Ontology annotation, cellular component: cytoplasm; plasma membrane. The coding region runs from base 50 to 1189 and encodes 379 amino acids. The transcript is spliced from 8 exons.
UGGGCAGUGGGUGUGGUGUAUCCAGAGAAACACACCACAAAUCAACAAGAUGUCUCUCUUCACUUUACCAUGUCUUUAUCUUAAUCUUGGAGGAGAAAUGAUCAUCAUACUGCAGCAAAGACUAGAGGCUCAAGCUGUACCAGGAGAAAAACAAAGAAAAGUACUCAAGGACAUCAUAAAUCACUUUCUCCACGACUCUGUCCUUUCUACUCUCUUCACUCCUCAGCCUCUGAUGAGCAAGAAACGGCUCAAGACAACAUUCACAAAGCUAGCUCAUGGCUCCAUAAUGAAACUUAGUCCAGAUGCCAUGGACAAAUUGUUUGACUUGAUGCUGAUGGCUUUCAAGUACAAGGUAUUUACUUGCAAGUCGGGCCACGAGCUCCUGAUGCUAACCCUGUCUCAUCUUGAUGACAUUCGGCUCCAUAUUGAUGAAGUCCAGUAUUUCGUGGACAUGGUCAACACCAUGUUUGCUCAGUGCGUGGAAUUUUAUAAAGAAAAGAUGAGCUCAGCUCAAUUGGAACUAGUGAGGCACACUAUACUUAACUUCUUGCAAGAUUCGCAUAAAAAGGUGUCUAUAUUUUUGACUCGUCAUAUCCAGCUGCCAACAGGACGGUUUGUGUUGCCUCACGGUGGGACUGUACCAUUCGGUUGUGAGAUGCCCGGAAAGAUCACUUACCUUCAGAAAGACCAAAAGUCGGAAACGGUCUCAUUGUCCGUGAAGUACUAUAGAAUUGAGAAGGAAGGAUCGCUCGAUUUCAUCGGAGAUAGGAGAAUGUUCCCCAACGUCAAUUUGUAUGGCAAUGAAAAGAGACAGAGAGUUCGAUCAAUCGAUGCAGCACUAUCCGAUAGACUUGGGAAGAUGGAUGAAGAGGAAACCUCUUCAGGUUAUGGUGAGCUGGACUUACUGCAGCACCUCUUGAUUGGCUUCCAAAACUCACCGUCUACUACAAAAUCAUUCAAACUGACACUGUUUGAAGAUGAUGAAGAUAAAGAACCUGCUAAAAAGCCAGGAGCAAACACAACCAAGGCCAAAUCAGUAACACAGAAAAGUGAUAGUGGUACUACUGUUAAGAUAUCAGACUGCAAGUCAUCUGAGAUGAAAUUAAUAAUUGAUGAUUUUGACGAGAAGACAACAGUAAGUGUUACUGAUAAAGGUGAUGAUCUCCUAAGCCUCAUGGAUGCUCUAUAAGUUAUACUGUUAAUUCAUUAAACACUUCAUUCCUUACACCUUAGCCCAUUCACACGUUUUCUCAAAAUGGUCAUAAUUGUUAUUUCAAUUUUAAAUAAUAUUGUCAUUAUUUUUUUCAA